Messenger RNA from Caenorhabditis briggsae, 441 nucleotides. The record is from RefSeq and is a predicted model, not a curated record. Lineage: Eukaryota; Metazoa; Nematoda; Chromadorea; Rhabditida; Rhabditidae. The transcript has 3 exons. The coding region runs from base 1 to 441 and encodes 146 amino acids.
AUGGAAUGCAUCGUAGAGGACAUACCUGGUCCUUCUUCUGCAUAUCUUCCAGUUCGACAUGACGCCUCUAAACGCCAGAAGACGUGCAGAAAAACGAUGAAUCCGUCGAAGCUUCUGAGAAGAAAAAAGCAGCGUAAGGAAGCACGUUCUUCUAGUGUCAUUCCAGUCCAUAAAGACCCAUCUAUUUGCAAUGUAUGCAAAAAGAGGGACCCAGAGCUCGACCCCGACAUGCACGAGGAAGGGUUUGAUGCCCAGUUCACAGAAUGGCGGAGAAGCAAGGAAUGCCUCCAACCGGUACACUUCCUGUGUACAAACUUGCCGUGCCCCAGCUGUGGAGGAAAUUACGAGCAUUACGAACCUUCAGAAGAAUCCAAAAUUUCCGAGAGCUCCGAGUCUUCUGCGUCAUCCGGAGAAAAGACUGGUCCUGAGUUAUAUAACUGA